Molecule: messenger RNA, 1533 nt
Organism: Thlaspi arvense
Lineage: Eukaryota; Viridiplantae; Streptophyta; Magnoliopsida; Brassicales; Brassicaceae
Source: the annotation of a GenBank genome assembly
AUGAAGCUGCGGUUGAGACGUCACGAGACGAGAGAAACCUUAAAACUUGAAUUGGCCGAUACGGCCACUCUUCAUGAUCUCCGGCGACGGAUCAAUGCAUCAGUGCCUGCCUCCGUUCAUCUAUCGCUUAAUCGUAAGGACGAGCUCCUCGCGCCUUCGCCGGAGGAUACGCUCCAAUCGCUUGGUGUUACAUCCGGUGACCUUAUUUACUACUCUCUCGAUCGCUCUGCUUUUGUUGCAUCGGCUGGGGAGAUCGGAUUAGCGUCGUCAGCAGAGGCACAUCAAGCCCUAGCUCCAAGUGGCGACGGGAAACUGGGAGAAUCUGGAACAGCCCUAGGUCCACAAUCAGAGAAGAACCAGGCGUUUGUUCACGAUUCGAUGGGUAUUGGGUUCGCAGCGACCGAUGUAGAUAUGAAUAUCCAGGAUCAAUCGAAAACCGAUCUGAAUUCAGGCGUUGAAGAUUCAGCUGAAGGAUCCGCCGGGGAAAAUUCGGGUCCAGAGCCGAUGGAUGUAGAGCAGCUUGAUGUGGAGCUAGCUGCCGCUGGAAGCAAAAGGUUAAGCGAACCAUUCUUCUUGAAAAAGAUAUUGCUUGAGAAAUCUGGUGAUACCAGUGAGUUGACUACCUUGGCUAUCUCAGUUCAUGCGGUUAUGCUGGAAUCUGGAUUUUUGCUGUACAAUCCUGGCUCUGAUAAGUUUAGCUUCUCAAAAGAGUUGCUUUCGGUAUCCCUAAGGUAUACUCUGCCUGAGCUAAUUACCCGCAACGAUACCAAUACAAUCGAGUCUGUCACUGUGACCUUUCAGAGCUUAGGCGAUAGGGUUUUUGUUUACGGGUCUCUAGGUGGGCGAGUACACAGGGUUUAUCUUGAUAAGCGUAGGUUUGUGCCCGUUAUUGAUUUGGUUAUGGAUACUCUCAAGUCUGACAAACAAGGCUCCUCGAGCAUCUUCCGCGAGGUGUUUAUGUUCUGGAGAACGAUGAAAGAUGGUCUUGCUAUCCCUUUGUUGAUUGGUUUUUGCGAUAAGUCUGGCUUGGAACUUCCACCAUGCUUGAUGCGCCUACCAACAGAGCUAAAGCUGAAGAUACUAGAGUCACUUCCUGGCGCGAGUGUUGCGAAGGUGGCUUGCGUUUGUACGGAGAUGCGGUAUCUGGCUUCAGACAAUGACUUGUGGAAACACAAGUGCUUGGAAGAAGCUAAGCACCUUGUUGUGAGUGGAUCCGGUGAUUCGGUUAACUGGAAGGCGAAAUUUGCUGCUUUUUGGAGGCAGCAGCUACAACAGCGACAGUUUGAGUCCACAGCUAGACGAACCUUUCGAAACUAUAUCACGAGGAGAGAAGGCAUUCCUUUGCCUCGGAUCAUUAGAGACCCUGACCCUUUCGAAUGGUUUGUUGGGCCUGGAUUCAUCGGUAUCCACCCGAGACAACCGGCUCGAGGGCUUGGCGGACGAGGAUGGGGACAUCCUUUUAGUCCCAGAUGCGAUCUUGGAGGAGGCAGCCACCACGGGAGCUUGGCGGACGAGGAUGGGGACGAGUUUUGA